GAACCCCACGCUGCUGGCCGAGCUGCGCCUGCUGCGGCAGAGGAAGGACGAGCUGGAGCAGAGGAUGUCAGCGCUGCAGGAGAGCCGAAGGGAGCUGAUGGUGCAGCUGGAGGGGCUGAUGAAGCUGCUCAAGGAAGAAGAGCAAAAGCAGGCAAGCUCUUUGGACCCGAGUCCUGCCCCAGAACCACCCCAAGUUCUGCUGCUCAGCGUGGAUCCUGGGAAGGAUGCACCAAAGGGCUCCUGCCUGGGAGGGCAGCCAGCUGUGGCCUUCAGGACAUCGUGUCACCCCGGUGCUCCCUGUCCCUCCUGCCACGGCCAGGCGCAGGCCGCGGGCUCUGCCCAGCCCUCGCCCACCCACGGGUGCCCUCCCGCCGUGCCCGUGCCCACCCGCUCGGCCUCGGCGGGCUCCACGCCCACGCACGGUGCCCAGGACACGCUGGCAGGGCUCGGGGACGACGUGCACGAGGCCUUCACACAAGGUACGAGGAGGAACCUCCGCAACGACCUGCUGGUGGCAGCUGACUCCAUCACCAACACCAUGUGCUCGCUGGUGAAGGAGCUGCACUCAGCAGAGGAAGAAGACGAAGAAGAAACAGAGAAGCUGCAGAAUGGGAAAGACCGAGGCUAGGAGGGGCCGCAGGCUGGACAGCAGCUCAGGCUCGGAGGUUGCUCCUGCGAUCGAGGGACGACGUCUCCCCCCUCAGAAGAGGCAGCUCCAGCCCUUCCAUCACCAUCGUGCGACUGUGACCGAUCUCCUCCGCCUGCUGCCCCGGGAGCCAGCCCGGAGCUGUCCCAGGGCUCGCGGCGGGCACUGCCCCUCGGGCCAUUGCAUGUACCCUCGGUGUGCUCCCUCCCGCCUCAGCCUCUCGCGGCGGGCUUCAGAAACAACAAAAACACCUGGAAGGAC
Messenger RNA from Passer montanus (Eurasian tree sparrow), 907 nucleotides. RefSeq names its product dystrobrevin beta-like. Gene Ontology annotation, cellular component: synapse; plasma membrane. Gene Ontology annotation, biological process: synaptic signaling. NCBI's taxonomy places the organism in Eukaryota, Metazoa, Chordata, Aves, Passeriformes, Passeridae. The record is from RefSeq and is a predicted model, not a curated record. Bases 65 to 628 code for a protein of 187 amino acids. The transcript has 9 exons.